Messenger RNA from Aureobasidium namibiae CBS 147.97, 1185 nucleotides. RefSeq lists its product as uncharacterized. Bases 1 to 1185 code for a protein of 394 amino acids. The record is from RefSeq and is a predicted model, not a curated record. The transcript is spliced from 2 exons. NCBI's taxonomy places the organism in Eukaryota, Fungi, Ascomycota, Dothideomycetes, Dothideales, Saccotheciaceae.
AUGAACUCGAUACGCGGGGGCAUGCAAGUGCAUGCAGUGCCCGAGAGUGAGAGAGCUGUCGAUGCAUCUGGUAAACGUCUACCAUGGGGCUACGAGUUUGCCGAUGCAGAGAUAGGCCGCAGACGAGAACCCGAGGAAAAAGGACCAUUCGGACGCUCGGUACGCCGCCGUGGCUUCUCGCGCAGCAAAACAGCAACACCAGCUCGCAAAGAGGAUGUCGUGCGACAGGAAAACAUGCAGACCGAAGACUUCAUCUUUACUAAGUACAAGGAUGAACUCAAAGCGAAAGAUCCAGUCCAGCCCAUACAGAAGCCCUCCGACGCAGCUGCAUCACAAGCAGUCGAUGCUGCAUCGCCAAAGGAAGCAACAGAGGUCAUCUUGUAUGGCUUUGGCCCAGAGUCGCAAUGGGCCGCCAUCGAAUACUACGAGCGCAUCUCCAACGGCAUCGUCUACGAAGACUACGAUCGCCAUCCUCCCCAUCAACGCUACGAUCACAGCAUGACGCACAGCCGCGCAAAGCUAGCACAGCGCUCGCUCUCGCAGCACGCGCUUCGCAAACGCAACGCCUACCGCGGAGGAGACCACUGGAUCAAAGUCACCUUCGACAGCCCCGAAGCCGCCGACCUCGCCUGCCACUGCUCUCCACACCCCAUCCACGGUUUCCUCGUCUACGCUGAGCCCUUCAGAGGCAGCGGUCCACCCAGAGACGCACCUAUCCCCUACUCAAAUGCUGGAGCUCAAAUCGAUGGCCCUGCUCUGCCAUCAACCUUCAGCACCAGGGACACACCCACCGACUCCUCCAACACAAUCUCUUCAGCAACCAUAACCGCCCAACCCCAAUCCUCAUCAACCCUCGCCACCACCUCCUCCUCAACCACAAGCUCACUCGCCCCUACAACCCCCGUCCAAAAACGACCCAUGCGCAUCCCCGGCGCCACCCGCGCGAUCCUCAAACCCGCCGACUUGGCCUUUGCCGAGCCUUCAAAAUCCGUGUCUUCAUCACUGGCUUCAUGGCCGUUGAUCAAUUUGUUCGUCGGUACAAAGGGCGAUGUGAUAGGUUCCGCCGUCCCUCGCACCGACAACGGAGACUUUGACUGGAAGAAUGCAAGUCUCUACUGGCUUAUCUUUGCGUGGUUGGAUUACUGGUUGGGUACUGAUAUGUGUGGGUUGAGAGGGGACGAUUAG